ACCAUGGGCAAUCAAGACGUGAGUAAUUACGAGGCGAGAGACAUUUGAAGACAAGUGUAAACGAAGCCUUUUCCAGUCCAACUAUUCCGUUUGUGUAUUGGAACUUCCAGAACGGUUCGCUCUGGAGCGGCAGAAUUCCAGAACGCGCCCAAAUAGCAUGCGGAGCGCGCGGCGCUUCAGGUGUUGGAGCUGAACGGCCGUCUGUCGGUCAGGACCAGAUUGCGAUCCUCUCCUCACCACCCCGUAGAGAGACGCAGAAAGUGGUGUAAGGUAUUUGACCAAUUGGCUCAAAAUACCGAGUGAAUCCAGUGCUGUGUUACUGAUUAGAUUAUUACAAACAAAAUGGCUAAUAUUUAUUUCUUCGAAUUGAUUGCCCAUGGAACACUCCAGCCGUCCCAAGUAGGUUGCUGACGAAAUAAUUUGUUUUGUAUGGAGCCCUAUCGACUCUCUAAACACCAUGGACGUCGUUGAUUACCGGACGGACCUUCGACUUUCGGCAGUAAAGGUCAAGUGGUUUCAAGAUGUUGGCCGACAGAAGACUUCUGGAGAAGAUGACAACAUUUAUGAACUUGUCGAUGUUCAUCUCACCGGCGGGGCGCCAUGGGGAUUCACUCUGAGAGGGGGUCGGGAACACCGCGAGCCUCUCAUCAUAACCAAGGUGGAGGAGGGCAGCAAGGCUGCAGCAGUGAGUCUGCAGGUGGGGGAUGAGAUCGUCAACAUCAACACCAUCCCCCUCAGCGGCACCAGGCAGGAGGCCGUCUGCCUGGUAAAGAGCUCCUACAAGAGCCUGGCGCUGGUGGUGCGAAGGAGUGAUGAACCAGUAUCACGGCCUCAUUCCUGGCACUCAGCCAAGUUGACGGAAGACCAACCAGAGCCCUCUGCCCAGAGCCCCCCUGCCCAGAGCCCCCCUGCCCAGAGCCCCCCUGCCCCCGCCCCCGAGCCGGUAUGGCAGCUGAAACAUGAGGCUAGGCCCGGCCCCAGGUCUGGAGAUCCCGCCAACCUGCGCCUGAUGUCCAGCUCUGUGAACAGCAUGGAAAGACAGGGGCACCCCUCCCCCCCCUUCCCCCAGGGGCACCCCUCCCCCCCCUUCCCCCAGGGGCACCCCUUCGCCCCUCCCCCCCCCAGGCUCAGCAGCCCGACGCCCGGCAAGAGAGACUCCAGCUUCAGCUGCUUCUCUGCCACCUCCAGCCCCCCGGACCCCCCCCAACCCAGCGCCAACAGCUCCAGCACAGAGAACAUCUUCUACAAGGGGCUCCAGAACGAGGCGGCCAGGCCGGGAGAGCGGCCCCGGUUCCUGCAGCUGCCCCUGGGGAACGGAGGCUGGGAAAGCCCCAGAGCCGAGGACCAGCCCGGGUCUCGUUUCUCCAGCUCAGGCCGGUCCAACAUAGGUCCCGUGUGGCACAUUCCAGAGAGGAGGAAAACCUCCCCUUCCUCAUCCUCCUCCUCCUCCUCGCCACCCCCACCCCCUCCUCUACGCAGCGACAGUUUCGCUGCCACCAAGGUCUUCCCCUACCCCGAGGGCCCGGGUGUGUAUGCCCACUCCAAGCUCCAGGGCAGGAGCAUGGACCGGCUGUCGGACACCCACAGGGGCCUCCCCAGCCCCCAUCAGGAGGAUCCCUCGGAGGCCCGACGCAGUUACAACCCCCCUCAGAAGGACUUCCUCCACCCCAGCGCAGCGGCGGAAGACCGCAAACACGACCAGCUCAACCCCAACAAGAUGUUCUCCCAGUCCAGCCUAGACAUAAGGCAGAGCCCGUCGCCCUUCACCCAGCCUCCCCACCACCAGAGGCAGUACAGCGACGAGAGCACCUUCUACCUGCACACCAGGGUGGCACCUCCGGCCAAGCCCCAGAGUGUGGGUAGUUACUACCGCAGCCUCCAGGACCUCCCCACCAACAGCCCCGGUCAGGCCAGGACCUCCACCGCCUCCCUGUCCACCUCCACCAUCGACCAGUACCCAGACCUCGGGGGCCACAUCAGGUACUACUGCAUCACAGCCAAGCAGCCAAGGGACCAGGAAGAGAGCCCAGUCUGGCAGGCCAAGGCAAACGGAGGAGGAGGGGGAGGAGGAGGAGGAGGGGGAGGAGGCUGGAGGAUGAAUGCAGAAUCAAACCGACGCCUCAGUCACAAUGACAAGAGUUCCUCCAGCUCGCAGAUGGGCGGGAAGAUCAGGUACUCUCCGCCUCAACCUCCACCGCCUCACGCCGACAGCAGGGAGCACAACGGACAGUUCAGACCAGCCAAUGGGCACGCGAUCUCAGGCCUGUCCUCCAAUGGCAAGGCCAGCUCGGAGGAGAAGGCGGGUCCGAGGAAGGGGCUCGAUGUGGAGACCCUAGGGAGGAAGUCGUCUCCCAGCGAGGCCAAGGUGAGCCCGCCCAGGGACCUCCCGCAGGACCCCUGGCCGGUGCAGGACGACCGGAGGUUCUGCCCCCAGAAGACCCCUCUGCUCCACAGCCUAGUCCAGGAGGGCAGGAGCCUGGUAGAGAGACCGCUUCCACCGCCGCCCGCCGGCGAAGCCCCCGCUGAGCUCUCAACCGGCAAACUGGCCAGGCGCAGCAACCGCUAUGCCACCACCCUCCGCAACGAGAUCCAGCUGAAGAGAGCCCAGCUGCAGAAAAGCCGGAGCGCGGCCACCCUGAGCUGCUCCGAGCGGGCGGAGGAGAAGACCUCCACCUCCUCCUCCUCAGAGGGUUCCUUCUCCACCUCCUACAAGGACCACCUGAAGGAGGCCCAGGCCAGGGUCCUCCAGGCCACCUCCUUCAGGAGGAGAGACCUGGAGCCCCCUGGAGCCGAUCCCCCCGCGGGGAAGCAAGCGUCCAGCAGCGGCCACGUGACUCGCAUCGGCGGCCGGAAACGUUUCCCCCUGAACAAGAGGAUGCACUCUUUCUCUGAGCCGGACCAGAUCAACAAGGUCGGGGUGGAGGGCGGCUCUCGGAUCCAGACCCCAGGCUCCUUCGUAGACCGACAGAAGUUCUUCGAGACGACGUUGGCACAGCCGGCCUUCUCCAGACCGCCACCGAAGCCGGGCCAGCAGAGCUGCGGCAGCGCCGGCGCGGUGGAGCCAGGAGAGGGCAGAGGACAGGGGACCCUGUCAGGGGAGGCCCUGGAGGGCGGGAGGCUGGCUCAUGUUGGGGAGCCUUCCUCCUGGCUCCACCCCCAGGGCCCAGACCCCAACCCCCUCAGCCCCCGCCGCAGGCAGGCCCUGCUGGACCAGCAGAGGCUGGGAACAUUCGCCGAGUACCAGGCCACCUGGGGCAUGCAGAGGAAGAGCUCAGACACCAGGACACAGGGGAGGUACCACUCUGCUGAGAACAUUCUGGACCCUGAGGUCGAGGAGAAAUCGGUCUGUGUGCACGAGAGGUCACGCUCGUCACCUUCUGCGAACUUUCAUGGACAGAACCCUCCUGUUCCCUGGAGAGAAGCUGCAGACCAGUCCUCCCUGGAACACAGGCGUGACCAUCCCUGCUACCCCCAUAGAGAGACCAGUGAGUGUGGAGGGGGAGAGAGGCCAGCACGGUCUCCCCAGAUCCCUCCCUCGUCUCCUCCCUGGAGCCACUCCUGUUCCAGACAGGCCACCACAUCCCCGCCCCCCGACCACGCGCUCCAGCCAGGCCCCGGAGACCACGCCCCCACGCUCCCCCUGAACCCCCACAUCCCCAGCCCUGCGUCUCCAGCCAGCCAGCCUCCCAAGAGCCUCCCCCCGCCACAGAGGCCGCACGUGGGCCUGGAAACCACAGCCUCCUCCCUGGAAUUCCUGCCUGACGCACAGGCUCAUCCAGGGCUCUGGUCCAGCCACCCUGGCACCCAGCUGGAUCCUGCCCCAGUCAGGGGCUCCUCUCUGGGCACCGCCCUGGCUCUCGCUCCCUGCCCUGGGAGGGGCUCUGGUCUGGAAGCGGGGAGACGGCCAGAGGGGGAGGAGGAGGCGUCAGAGGAAGAGGAGGGGCAGAGAGGAGCUACAGAGCCACCGCCCUCCUCUUCCUCCUCUUCCUCCUUCGCUCCUCUCUCCUCCAAGCCUGCAACACACACGCUGAGAGCUCUCUCGUCAGACGGGGCGCGUUCCCCCUCGACGCACGCCGCUCCCCCUCCGAGCGAGGCUCCUCCGACGCUGGUGGACAAGGCUUCGCUCUCCGUGCAGAAUGAGACUCAGACCAGGCCAGCCAGCAGGAUAGAGAGUGUGAUGGAGUCGUCUUGUCCUGAGAAGAAGGCUCCGGUGAAGGUUGUCCAUGCUGAGAGCAGCGAGGAGAGAGAGGGUCACCGGUCUCUGCUCCAGGGUCCUCAGGGGGGCCCAGAAGGUGUCUGCUCCCCGGAGAUCCCCCUAGGCCCCCUGGACCUCCACAAUCCUCUCCCCCACCCCCAGCCCAGCUCCCAUGCCCUGGUCUGUGCCUUCACACGCCCCCUCAGCACACCAGAUACCAGCCCCGCUAAGGAGGCCCUGUCUUGGGCCCCAGACGAGGGCCAGAAUCACAACCAGGACCAGGGGCCUCCGCCUGCCCUCCCUCCGUGCAUCACCGUCCUGGGCCGGCGCUGUGAGGAGGACCUGAAGAGGGAGGAGCUGGCCCGGGACAUCAUGGGCAGGGAUCGCUCCCUGGCUGACAUCCUGGACCAGAGCAGGAGGAGGACCACCAUGGACCUGAUGGAGGGUAUCUUCCCCCAGGGACAGCAGCUCCUGCAGGGGACUCACCAGCGUAGGAAGGUCGGCCCCAAGCAGACCUCCCCCAGGGCCGCAGACAACAGGGACGAAGAGGAGGGUCUGGGUGUGUCUGCCUCCGUCUCCCUGGUCCCCAGCUCCUCCUACUACAGCACGUCUGCUCCCAAAGCAGAGCUCCUCAUCAAGAUGAAGGGCAUGCAGGAGCAGAUGCAGGAGCCAGACCAGGAGGAGGAGGAGGAGGAGGAGGAGGAUGCUAACCUGGCCAGCAAGAAGCAGGAGCUGAUUGACAGCCUGAGCAGGAAGCUGCAGGUGCUGCGCGAGGCGCGGGAGAGCGUGCAGGAGGACGUGCUGGACAACAACGCGCUGGGCCGCGAGGUGGAGGCCACCGUGCAGCAGGCCUGCAGGCCCAACCAGCUGGACAAGUUCCGCAUGUUUGUGGGCGACCUGGACAAGGUGGUCAGCCUGCUGCUGUCCCUGUCGGGCAGGCUGGCUCGCGUGGAGAACGCCCUCAACAGCUUGGAGGGGGAUGCCCCCGCUGAGGAGAAGCGCACGCUGAUGGAGAAGAGGAAGCUGCUGAUUCGCCAGCACGAGGACGCCAAGGAGCUAAAGGAGAACCUGGACCGGCGGGAGGGCGUGGUCUACUGCAUCAUGGCCGCCCACCUCUCUCAGGAGAGCCUGGACGACUACCAGCACUUCGUCAAGAUGAAGUCGGCCCUCAUCAUCGAGCAGCGCAAGCUGGAGGACAAGAUCAAGCUGGGCGAGGAGCAGCUCAAGUGUCUGACUGACAGCCUGCCUCUGGAGCAGAGGAUGCUGUUCUGAACCUCCACAGCCUGCACAGCACUGGACUGUCCACUAGGGGGCGUUUAGGACCUGCACAGCACUGGACUGUCCACUGGGGGGCGUCUGGGACCUGCACAGCACUGGACUGUCCACUGGGGGGCGUCUGGGACCUGCACAGCACUGGACUGUCCACUAGGGGGCGUCUGGGACCUGCACAGCACUGGACUGUCCACUAGGGGGCGUCUGGGACCUGCACAGCACUGGACUGUCCACUAGGGGGCGUUUAGGACCUGCACAGCACUGGACUGUCCACUGGGGGGCGUCUGGGACCUGCACAGCACUGGACUGUCCACUAGGGGGCUGCCUGGAGCUGUAUUUCCCUGGUCUGACCACUAGGGGGCGGCCUGGAGCUGUAUUUCACUGGUCUGACCACUAGGGGGACUGGUUCUGUGGCAUUGCAACAGUGGAGCGGUUGCUGUUUAAUCUAACCAACUGGUGAAACUGAGAGAGUGUGUAUCAUGAUGUAUGUGUUUGAAUGAUUCUCUGGGAAGUCCAGGGCCUUGAAUGAGGUCGACUGUCUGUUUUGUAUCAUUCAUGUGUUUAAUAACAGGAUAUGUUUUUAGUAAUUUAUUGUAGACUUUUGAAUAUUUCCAGAACUUUUGAAAGGGCCUCUGAUGCACCAUCAUACACUAACAUACUCAACACACACUUAUUUUCUAGUCAAGGUUUUGUGAAAACAUAACCUGUUUUCCUGGAUUUCAAGAUGUCUUGGUUUUGAUCAGCGGUCGGAAAUGUGAUUAAGCAUAGUUACAUAUUGGAUAACUUGUAUACAUUUAUAAACACAAACACCCUUAGACCAUGACACAGCAACAUUUGUGUUACCUCACCUUCAUUUCUGCCCUGACAAAAUCCCUUUUCUAUUUCUGUCUUUGUAAAGGGAUUGAUUUUCUGUCUGUUGUCAUAAAUGAGCUUAAAGGUCAUUGUACAGAUGAAAUGGCUUUGCGAGCCAUAUUGCGAGUUAGCAGCACUUUAGCCCUGAAUGUCCCCCUGGACAGAGCCCUAUACCAACACCAACCAGUGCCUGGGCAUAACACCAGGAACACCACAGACUAGGAUGUAGGUGUGCACUUGUACUGCAUUACGGUGUAAACCCAUACACACAGUGUAUUCUCAUCCAUUUGAACUCUAUUUGAAAUCAAUUUAAAAUAAUAAAAAGGUUUC
Messenger RNA from Hypomesus transpacificus, 6649 nucleotides. Its product is annotated as protein Shroom2-like. Gene Ontology annotation, cellular component: apical junction complex; cortical actin cytoskeleton; apical plasma membrane. The record is from RefSeq and is a predicted model, not a curated record. Lineage: Eukaryota; Metazoa; Chordata; Actinopteri; Osmeriformes; Osmeridae. Gene Ontology annotation, molecular function: actin filament binding. Gene Ontology annotation, biological process: actin filament organization.